AUGUCUCCUGCGUUGAGGAAUGUGGUUGUUGUUGGGGGGAGUUAUGUGGGCUUGGGGACGGCGAGGGAGUUGAUGAAGAUUGUGCCUGCGUCGCAUCGGGUGUUGCUUGUGGAGCCGCAUUCUCAUUUUAAUCAUAUUUUCACAUUCCCUCGAUUUGCGAUCCUCCCAGGCCACGAACAGAAGGCCUUCGUCCCAUAUACCGCAGUCUUCAACUCGUCAACCCGGCAUGCCCUCAUCACAGCUCGCGCCACCAGCGUUCACAAAGACCACAUCUCCAUCUCCGCUCCCUUCGAAGGCACCCAGAACCUCUCAUACGACUACCUGGUCAUCGCAACAGGGACUCUUCUCGCAGCGCCUUCCAUGAUGCCCUUCGACACCAAGACUCCCUCGGUUAAGUAUAUCCAGAACUACCAACGCCAGAUCGAGGCUGCAGAGACUUUGACGAUUGUAGGCGGUGGUGCGGUGGGCGUGCAGAUGGCGCUGGAUGUGAGGGAACUGUAUCCCAACAAGGAGGUGGUGCUCGUGCAGUCGAGGGAGAAGUUGAUGCCGGUUUAUCACGAGGGGCUGGACCGACUCCUCCGCGAGACUUUCGAGAAGCAAAACAUUCGAGUGGUUUCCGGGGCGAGAGCUGUCGUUCCAGAAGGCGGCUUCCCCAAGGAAGCGUCAAGUGAGGGAUUCACGCUCCACUUGAAUAAUGGCGACAGUCUCAAGACGAACUUCGUCGUCCCCGCCACGGGCCAGAAACCCAAUAAUCAACUGAUCCAGACUCUCCCGGCCACAGAUUCUGCCAAGGGACUCAUCAACCAAAAGAAUGGUUUCCUCCGCGUCAGGAAAACUCUCCAACUCGACGACCCAGCUUACACGAACAUCUUCGCGGUAGGCGACAUCGCAGACUCAGGGGCGCAUAAAGCCGCGAGGCCGGGUUCGAUGCAGGCGGGCGUUGUAGCCAGGAAUCUUGUGGAGAUGAUUGAGGGGAAGGAGGCGAAGGAGGAGUAUACACCGGGUCCUGCUGGGAUACAUUUGAGCUUGGGGUUGAAACGAAACAUUAUCUUCCGCAAUCCGAAUGUGGCGGAGGGAGAGACGGAGCCGACUGUUACGGAGAAGUUUGAUGGACAAGACGACCUCUCGGCAGGAAAUAUGUGGACGAGGCUGAAUGUUUCCAUGGCGGAGGAGCGAGCUGCGAUUUAG
Molecule: messenger RNA, 1188 nt
Organism: Zasmidium cellare ATCC 36951
Lineage: Eukaryota; Fungi; Ascomycota; Dothideomycetes; Mycosphaerellales; Mycosphaerellaceae
Exons: 5
Coding region: 1-1188 (395 amino acids)
Cellular component (GO): cytoplasm
Molecular function (GO): flavin adenine dinucleotide binding; electron-transferring-flavoprotein dehydrogenase activity
Source: RefSeq, a predicted model, not a curated record